This is a messenger RNA of Gavialis gangeticus (Gharial), 1746 nucleotides long. It is a transcript of the gene CLMP, whose product is annotated as CXADR like membrane protein. Lineage: Eukaryota; Metazoa; Chordata; Crocodylia; Gavialidae. Bases 345 to 1541 code for a protein of 398 amino acids. The record is from RefSeq and is a predicted model, not a curated record. The transcript is spliced from 8 exons. Gene Ontology annotation, cellular component: cytoplasmic microtubule; cell surface; membrane.
GUAUAUAUGCAGGAAUCUGACUAUUUAUCUAGUGUGUGUAUUCUUUCCAAGACAGUCUGUGUUUCUUAUCCCUGAGUGAUGAGGAUGGACUCCCCCCACCCCGCAUGCUGAAGAUUUCCUGCCUCCAAACUUUUCUAUCUUGACACUCAGAAGAUUCCCGUUCUUCCCCCUUAGAAGGGAUGAAAAGGCCUGAACGAUCCGACAGAGAUCUAAAAAGCUCCUAUUGAAUCUGCGUGGAAACUGGAAAGGAGAUGAAUAACAGAAGGGAAGAAAGAGCAAAGUUGGUUAUUUUUCUGGCGCACGGAUGCAAUUACACUCAGUGCAUUCCAGAGGCGUUCCUUUGAAUGCUGUGCAGGUCUGCCUGCCAUUCCUGGGAGAAAGGAAGAAAAAAGGAAGGAAAAAAUCUCUCUCUCUCCUGGAGCGGCAUGUCUGCACUUUCCAUCCUCUUUCUAGCUUUCUGCUACAUUUGGGUGUCUGAGGCUCAGACAGAAUUUAAGAGGGUGGCCGAAGAAAACGUUACCCUGCCCUGUCACCACCGGCUGGGCCUCCUGGAGCCAAAAAGUCUGGAUAUUGAGUGGCUACUACAAGUUUCUGAAGUGGACCAGAAAGUGGUUAUUACUUACUCUGGAGGCAAGGUUUAUAACGACUUUAAGGUUGAGCAGAAGGGUCGCGUUUCCUUCAACUCUAAUUUCCUAGCUGGAGAUGCCUCCCUACAGAUCAUAUUUUUGCAGCCCAGCGAUGCGGGACAGUACACGUGUAAAGUUAAAAAUGCCGGGCAGUAUGAAUGGACUCACAUCACGCUGAAGGUUCUAGAGAAGCCUGCCAAGCCCAAAUGCUGGAUAGAAGGUGAUUUAUCUGAAGGAAAGGAAGUCUCCUUGCAGUGCAAUUCAGCCUCUGGCACAGCUCCUAUCACAUACCAGUGGCAGCGCAUAACUGAUGAGGAAGGAAAAGUUGGACACCUCCCACCCACGUCACGAGUCAAUAUUUCUAACCCUGGGCAAGUCCUGCUGAAGAAUCUCACGCAGAUGGUUGCGGGGUCCUACCAAUGCACUGCCUACAAUGAGGCUGGACAGGAAAGCUGCACUGUGCAAGUGAAAGUGCGGUAUGCACAAAAUAUCGGGAUGGUUGCUGGAGCAGUGACUGGGGGGCUGGUGGGAUUGUGCCUGAUUCUGCUGAGUGUGCGGCUGACUAUGAAGAGGAAGGAAAAGAAGAGAUAUGAAGAAGAAGACACCCCAAAUGAAAUCAGAGAAGAUGCAGAGGCCCCAAAAGCCCGUCUAGUCAAACCAGGCUCCUCUUCUUCUGGCUCCAGAAGCUCACGUUCAGGCUCUUCCUCGACAAGAUCAACAGCCAACAGUGCCUCUCGCAGCCAACGGACUUUGUCAACGGAGGCCACCCCUCACAUAGCUCCUCCGCGGUACAGCCAGAUGGAUGCCGAAGGAAAGGAAACGGAUCCAAAGAAAGUCAAUCACGCAAGCCUGAAGAAAACAGGAGCCAACCCCAUCAUGGUGCCUGCUCAAAGCCGGGCCUUCCAGACUGUCUGACUGCUUGCCAGCUGUCCUGAGACUCCUGCCUUUCAGAGCUACUGUACACAUCACACGUCCUAUUUGAAGUGUUAGAUUAGCUUGUUAUCUUGCAGGUCAGCUUAUUUUUAAUCACUCGCACCAGGAAGUCCUGACCUUCGACUGUCUACAUAUUCCUGCACUGAGUUUCCAAUACAGUUUUUUAAAAAAGGAACUGAAGCUGAGG